This is a messenger RNA of Lepidothrix coronata (blue-crowned manakin), 11264 nucleotides long. RefSeq names its product SEC24 homolog B, COPII coat complex component (gene SEC24B). Gene Ontology annotation, biological process: intracellular protein transport; COPII-coated vesicle cargo loading; endoplasmic reticulum to Golgi vesicle-mediated transport. Gene Ontology annotation, molecular function: SNARE binding; zinc ion binding. The record is from RefSeq and is a predicted model, not a curated record. The transcript is spliced from 24 exons. Gene Ontology annotation, cellular component: COPII vesicle coat; endoplasmic reticulum exit site. Lineage: Eukaryota; Metazoa; Chordata; Aves; Passeriformes; Pipridae. Bases 176 to 3739 code for a protein of 1187 amino acids.
AGGGGAUCCGCGCUUCGCUCUCCUCGCGGGUUUGGAUGUGCCCUGUGCCGUGGCGCCUGCUUUGUGGCGUUUCAGGAAUGCUCUGGAGGCCAAGGCACCUCCAGGCCUCGGCGCUGGCUGUAGAGCGUGAGAACGGGCAGAAAAUCGCGUUAUUUUGGGUCCUGUGCAGAGUCAGAUGCAGUUUCCCCCUGGCUAUGGCUCACAUCCUCCAAACUACAGUGCGCCUUCAGGACACUAUUCCCAAGUGCCCAAUAAAGCUGCUGCUUCACAUCUGGAUCAUCAGUAUAGAGCCAGUUACUACCCUGGUUACUAUUCAGCACCAGCACAAAAUGUUAUGACACCUUCUGUGGGUAGCACUGUGUUGAAUGCACAGGGAUCGCAACAGUUGUACAACAAAACUCCUCCCCAUACAGGGGGGUCAAGUGACGGACCUGUUCAAGGAGCAAUAUCAUCUGCAUCUUACUUACAUAUGAGUGCUCAGCAGUCAUACUCAGCAUUUGAUAAUCACUACAGCACUUCUGUCAGCUCUUCGGUUGCAUCUCAGGGAUUUCCCCUUAAUUCUGAUCACUAUGCCAUGCCCGUGGUUUCUGGUGCCAUGUAUCCUAAUGUUCCCUAUCCUCCUGCGGCUGCUGGCAGUGCGUAUGGGCAGACAUUUACCUCUCAGAGUCUACCUACUGUUGGACAGUUCAAAGAGACAAAUGCUUUUUCUAGCCAGAGUACAUCUGUACCUCAUUCACUUCAACAGCAUGUUCCUGCGGGAUAUAAUACAACUUUAUCAACUAUUUCAUCUGCCCAGUCUGUUCAAGACAACCUCUGCAGGAAUCUCCCUGGAUCCGUUGCAAAAGUAAACAACCAAAUAAAAACAGGUGGCAUUGAUUCUUCACAGCCCGUGCACUCAGUGAGCCAGAAUGUUCCAUUUACCAAGCCUGGGGUUGGAACAUCUGCUUCCUCUGCCGUGGUCUCGUCAGUAAGGUCACCUGCUCCAAGCCUCUCUUCACAGCCAUCAUCUUCACCAUCUGUUACGCAGUCACCAGAGCUGGCCCUUCAGGAAGGCAUGCAGUAUGGUGGAUAUGUUAAUAAUCAAGCUAACUCUGCACCAGCUCCCUUGUCAUCAAGUUCAGAUGAUGAGGAAGAGGAUGAGGAGGAUGAGGAAGCAGCACUUGAUAGUUCUUCUACUACAAGCAGUGCCUCUCCUGUUCUGAACAAUUAUGAUGCCCUGGAAGGAGGUGGCUAUCCAGAUACACGUUCUGUGACCAGCAGCCCAGUUCCUGCUCCAUCAGUCCCGCAAACAUCAAAAGCUUCAAAGCCCUUUGGUUAUGGAUAUCCAGCACUGCAGCCUGGCUACCAAAAUGCAACACCAACUACUCCUGUGCAGCCCAGUAAUCCAGGACACCAUCCUGGUUUUCAACACUAUCCACAGCAAUAUCCAGGUGUGAACCAGCUGUCCUCUUCCUUAGGAAGCUUAAGUCUACAACAUUCUCAGCAGCCAGAAAGCUUGAGACCAGUAAACCUUACACAUGAUAGAAAUAUUUUGCCAGUGUCUUCAGUUCCAGCACCUGUGCCUAACUUGAAUUCUGAUCUUAGGAAAUUAAACUGCAGUCCAGACUCAUUUCGAUGUACAUUGACAAAUAUUCCACAAACACAGGCUUUGUUAAACAAAGCUAAGCUUCCUUUGGGUUUGUUGCUGCAUCCCUUCAGGGACCUAACGCAAUUACCAGUAAUAACAUCAAGCACAAUAGUAAGAUGCAGAUCCUGCAGGACGUAUAUCAACCCUUUUGUUUCUUUCAUUGAUCAAAGGAGGUGGAAAUGCAAUCUGUGCUAUCGAGUUAAUGAUGUUCCUGAAGAAUUUAUGUAUAAUCCUCUGACACGGUCUUAUGGAGAGCCUCAUAAACGGCCAGAGGUGCAAAAUUCUACAGUGGAAUUCAUUGCUUCCUCAGACUAUAUGCUUCGUCCUCCUCAGCCUGCGGUAUAUUUAUUUGUUUUAGAUGUGUCACAUAAUGCAGUGGAGGCUGGAUAUUUGACAAUAGUCUGCCAGUCAUUGCUGGAAAACCUAGACAAGCUGCCUGGAGACUCAAGAACAAGAAUAGGGUUCAUAACGUUUGACAGCACUGUUCAGUUUUACAACUUGCAAGAAGGUUUAUCUCAGCCUCAGAUGCUGAUUGUCUCAGAUAUUGAUGAUAUUUUCCUGCCUACACCAGAUAGUUUACUUGUAAAUCUCCAUGAAAGCAAAGAGCUGAUAAAAGACCUAUUGAAUGCAUUACCAAAUAUGUUCACUAAUACAAGAGAAACACACAGUGCAUUGGGCCCUGCUCUUCAGGCUGCAUUUAAACUGAUGUCUCCAACGGGUGGUCGGAUAUCUGUCUUUCAAACUCAGUUACCAUCCUUGGGAGCGGGGCUUUUGCAUUCCAGAGAAGAUCCCAAUCAAAGGUCAAGCACAAAGGUGGUCCAGCAUCUUGGUCCAGCAACAGACUUUUAUAAGAAGUUGGCACUGGACUGUUCAGGCCAGCAGACUGCUGUGGAUUUGUUUCUCUUAAGUUCACAAUAUUCUGAUCUAGCUUCUCUGGCUUGCAUGUCCAAGUAUUCUGCUGGAUGCAUCUAUUACUAUCCAUCUUUCCAUCGUACCCAUAAUCCUGCUCAGGCCGAAAAGUUGCAAAAAGACCUGAAAAGAUACCUUACAAGAAAGAUUGGAUUUGAAGCAGUUAUGCGCAUAAGAUGUACAAAAGGUCUUUCAAUACACACUUUUCAUGGGAACUUUUUUGUACGAUCUACUGAUUUGUUGUCCCUUGCUAAUGUCAAUCCUGAUGCUGGAUUUGCAGUACAAAUGUCCAUUGAAGAAAGUCUGACUGACACAUCAUUGGUUUGUUUUCAAACAGCUCUUUUGUAUACUUCCAGCAAAGGUGAACGGCGCAUUCGAGUGCACACACUUUGCUUGCCUGUAGUAAGUUCAUUGGCUGACGUAUAUGCAGGAGCAGAUGUACAAGCAGUUGUCUGCCUCUUAGCCAACAUGGCUGUGGAUCGCUCAGUGUCAUCUAGCCUUGCAGAUGCAAGAGAUGCCUUAGUUAAUGCCGUGGUAGACUCCUUGGCAGCAUACAUGUCAACUGCCUCAAAUCUGCAGCAGUCCAUGCUGAUAGCACCAAAUUCCCUCAAGCUGUUUCCACUCUAUAUUUUGGCUCUUCUCAAACAGAAAGCAUUCAGGACAGGCACGAGCACUCGCUUGGAUGAUCGUGUAUAUGCAAUGUGCCAGAUGAAGAGCCAGCCUCUUGUUCAUUUGAUGAAAAUGAUACAUCCCAACUUGUACAGAAUAGACAAGUUGACUGAUGAGAGUACAAUACAUGUAAAUGACAGAGUUGUUCCUCAGCCACCUCUUCAGAAGUUGUCUGCAGAGAAGUUGACAAGAGAAGGAGCUUUUCUUAUGGACUGUGGCUCAAUUUUUUACAUUUGGAUUGGAAAAAACUGUGAUAACAGCUUCAUAAAAGAUGUCCUUGGAUACCCAAACUAUGCAUCAGUUCCACAGAAAAUGACGCAGCUUCCUGAGGUAGAUGCACUUUCUUCAGAAAGAACACGAUCUUUUAUAUCUUGGCUUAGAGACAGUAGACCUUUAAGUCCAGUUCUUCAAGUAAUAAAAGAUGAGAACCCUGCCAAAACAGAUUUUUUUCAGCAUUUAAUUGAGGAUCGGACAGAAGCAGCUUUCUCAUAUUAUGAGUUCUUACUUAAUAUUCAACAGCAGGUUUGUAAGUGAUCAAGGAAUAAAUAGAAGAAAAAUUCUGACUUCAGACAGAAGCAUGGGCUGAGAGAAGCAUAUGGGAAGUUACAGAAGUGGAUGCUUGUUCUUCACAAUAUACAGUGACAGCACUGUUUUGGAAGCUUUACAGCUAAAGAAGUAUACAUUUCCAAAAGAAUUUUGCAGAUUUACUUCAGUCUCAAAGUGCUAGGAGUGAUGAAGCUGUUUCACUAGUAAACUUUAAAAUUGGUUUGUACACGUAUCCAGUUGUGCAGCGGUAUGGUGCUCUGUUUAUUGCAAGCUGGUGAAUUUAUGUAGCUAUGUGGGAUGAUAUUUCUUAACAAAAUGUACAAUUAGGUAAAGCCUUUUUUCUUACAUUUAUUAUAGUAGCCCUUCCAGAUCCAAAUCCUUAACAGAGAUGUCAAAGGGCAGUGAUGUAUGUUGGUUGUUUAUAUGAAUUUCUUUUUAAGAGGAAUGAUUCAUAUUUACUAAAGACUUCAGCAAAUUCCCUGUGAAAGUUGUAGAGUUUCAGUAAAGUAAAUCAAUUGUAGAAAUAAAAUAUAUAAUGUACAUAAGUAUUACAUUUGUAAAGAAAAUGUAAAAAAUGUAACUAAAAAAAAGACUUAGCUCAGUGUGCAGAAUUGUUGAGUGCUCGAUGAUGAUGAGUUGUUUUGUCCCAGGCUAGGCAAUGAAGUUGACUAAUAAAAACAUGCUAAAAAAUGUAUCAAUGUAGAAGGAAUACAGCUGCUUCUUCUGUUAAUUUUAGGUGAAUUUAUUUAUGAUUGGCUUACUAAUUAACAAUAUUUUGCUUUAUCAUGUGGUUUUAUAUUUAUGUAAGUAUAACCAUUUUGCAACUAAACUCUUACCGAAAUGAAUAUUGAAGAGAACAUGUUUACCACUUUAUUUCACAGAUCUGUGGAAGGGAGGAGAAAACACUGCAUAAUCUGAAAUGAGCUUUUAAUACAAAAUUCCUAAACCCCUUCUUAUGUAUUAUCCUCAAGAAGGCAUAUCUAUUAACUUUGUUUUAUGUUCUGUAACUACUGUAGUCUUGGUCGAGGUUUCUGUAAACUUGUGUUGUCUGCCCUUUAGAGUAAGUGUGGGUAAUCACUCACACUUGUUGGUUUGAAUUCUACUGUGAUCUAAAGAAAAAGAAGAGGUGAUGUAAAAAUUAAUUACCUUACAUCAGUGAAAGUAAAGGCUUUAAAAUGACAAAAUUCAAAAUGUAAUCACACUUGCGUAUUUCAGAAACCUUGUUCUUGCUAAUGUUUUGGUAACUCAACGGUUUGGGCUUUUUGAUAGAUUUAUGUCAGAUUUUUUAAUUUGAUUGUUGAGAUGGUUUUGUUAGGUUGUUUGUUUUUUUUUUUUAGAGACACAUUAGAAUUAAUGCAUAAAGCACAAUCACUCAUACUUAGUAUUCUGAACUUAUCUGUUUGUUUUAAUGAAAUGUGACUACAAUUAAAUAAUUAAGUACGAAAAAAGUAAAUUAUGAUUAGUAUGAUUACAUUUUAAUUUAAUGUAGCCUCGAAGAUGCUAACGUAUUUUAAGUGCUAUAGCCCCUGAAUCAAAUAGUCAAGGAGAAAAUGUACUAGCUAUGGUUUGCAAAUGCUUUAAAAGCUACAAUAAUUAAAUUCCGCAAGUAGUGUUAUUCUGCAUGUUAGCACAAACUCAUUGUUUGGAGAAGAUACCUUAUAAGUUAUAUUUGUGUGCUGUCCUUUACUACAUGUGUUUAAGUUACCCAAAGAUUACAAAAGAGAAACUUUCCAUUUAGUAGAUCAAUAUUGUGUAAUAAAUGUCUGCGGCAAUGCUGAAUGUUGUCCCUAAAUGAGACCUCUAGGAUCUCAGUGCUUGUUUGUAGAUUAAUUUGCAUUGGGUGAAAGCUGAAGCGUGGGGCACCUUAAAAAUCAUUUAUAUUUGCAAAGACAAGAAGGACAUGUUACAGUUUAAAUGCUCCAUGAUAGAUGCUUCUGAUUUGUGAGUUUGGUAUUGAUAUCUGGGAACACCGUAUGCCAUGAUUAAUUGCAACAUAUUCUGUAAAAUCAUUUCUUAAAGCUUUAUUCUUCUAUGGGGUUUUGUAUAUAAAAAUUAUGAAAAGUACAUCUUGAGAGCUAUUUGUUCAGUAAAAUUAUUACACAGCACAGAGAAUAUAGUUUUUUUAUUAUUAAUUUUAGAGCAUACCUCCAUUGUGACUGAUGUGUGGUUUAAAUUUUAAAAAGACAGUCUCAUGGAAAUAUCUUGAUUUUGAAACAUCUCAGGAUUCAGGAUACUGAUUUUAGUGGUUUGAUCAAUAGAAUAUCUGUAGGCAUGGCAAGAGUACCUCUCUGAGGAGGGCCUGGCGGUCGUGGUGGACAACAAGCUGUCCACAGUCCAGUGUGCCCUUGUGGCCAAGAAGGCCAAUGGUAUCCUGGGGUGUAUUAGGAAAAGCACUGCCAGCAGGAAAUGGGAAGUGAUUCUGCCACUCUACUCAGCCCUACUGAGGCUGCAUCUGCAGUGCUGUGUCCAGUUCUGGGCUCCUCGGUAAAAGAGAGACAUGGAGGUCCUGGAGUGGGCCUGGUGGAGAGAUACAAAGAUGAUGAAGGGACUGGAGCAUCUCUUAUAACAAAAGACUGAGGGAGCUGGGCCUGUUCAGCCUCGAGAAGAGAUGACUGAGAGGGGACUGUGUCAAUGUCUAUAGGUAUCUGAAGGGAGAGCGUCAGGAGGAUGGAGCCAGGCUCUUCUCGGUAGUGCCAAGCAAUAGGACAAGAGGCAAUGGGCAAAAACUGAAUAGUUCCACCUGAAUAGGAGGAGGAACUUCUUUACCAUGGGGGUGAGCACGCACUGGAACAAAUUGGCCAAAGAGGUUGUGGAGUCUUCCUCACUGGAGAUACCCAAGAACCAUCUGGAUGCAAUCCUGUGCAAUGUGUUCUAGGAUGACCCUGCUUGAGCAGGGAGGUUGGACCACAUGAGCCCACCAUUUGGUCCCUCCCAACCCUCAGUACUUUGUGAUCUAAAAGACAGUUUUUCUUACAAUGACUUGGAUCACAAGAUAUACAUCAAAAGACUAAUUCCUACCAAGGGAUGUACUGUGAAGCUCAAUAAGCUUAUUGCCUACUGAGUAAGGUUUUGGAGAAGAGAUAAGAGGUAUGCUUUCAUAUCUGCUUAAAUAAAGUGCUGAACUGUCCAAGGUAGCUCUCCAGCCGUUUUAGGGAUUGAACUUUUCCCAAAACGCCUUCUACACCGCAAAUAUAAAUCAUGCCUAUUUGCCAGGGAAGAUGUCCCCCAGCCCCAGCUAAGUCAGUCUUUGGGUGAUCAGUUCAAAUUCUCAGUAUUUUAAAUAUUGACACUAGGUGUCCCUUUUCAUGUCUUAGUUCUAAAAGCAACAUCUUGUACCUCUUUUAAGUAGUAUGGAAGUUCCUGUGGGAGAAAUUAAGCUCUUACAAUGGUAGGACACAUAAUGCAGCCUCCAAGAAGAGUUAUUGAUCUUGAUUCUUUAUUUUGUUCUUAAGCUUAUUAGAAAUAAACCCAUUUAUUAAUCUUGCUUAACCUGACAAAGGAGAAAAGAUGACCAGGUGCAGGUAAUUUUGUUUGGCUUUGGUUUUCUGUACUUUUUGUCAUGUACUGAAAAGAUGGUUUUGUCAAAGAUCACUUGUUAGUAAUACUGAGAGUCAAGAGCCUUUCAGUAAUUUUAAAUGUGGAGUCAUGUUUUUUUAGGCCAAGUAGAUCUUAAGAAUUUGAUGCUAAAGUUACAAGGUAUGGGACACAAAUGGGUUAAUGAGAAAAUAAUUGCAACCUCAGUCAGUGAUUUCUGUAGUUAGAAGUAUUAGCUUAUGUAUAAAAGUCUGGAAAGAUCUCAUUUUGAUUUCAGUUUUAGAGUAUAUUUUCUCCCUGUGCUGUAUUCUGAUAGUGGGCAGGAUAUAACCCUUAAAAUACCAUUUUCAGUGAUGGGGAGUGUGGAGGUAUGAGGCUGAAAAUGCCAAUGAAUGUGUCAGUUACUGUAUAAAAUUACUUGAGUGACUUCUUGCUUAAAAGCAGUUAUUUGGAUUUCAAUGCAUGUUAAAUCUUUUAUAUGAAAUUUUCUGGUAAUUUGUUCUGAAAAAUGGUGGAGGGAUGUUUACAUACACCAUUGCUUCUCAAAUUUUCAUAAUUAGAAUCAGAAAUAUUUCUGAGUUUUAGCAUACCAGGAUUUUUGGUACAGUUGUGUUGGGAAUUUUAACAGGGGAAUGGAGAGACUGUAGUAAUGUUUAUUUCUUUACCUGUCAGCCUCUAGAAUUAAAAAAAAGAAAACCAUUUCUAGAAGUCUAGCAUGUCUUUACUUAAACUGAUGUUAUGUAAUAUUCAAAUGUAGGAAUCUGGAAAAGUAUGCUUACAACUAUUGCAAUGAACUGAGAUUGAAGUCUCUCUAUAGAAUAUUUUGGUUUUCCUCACAAGCUACUGAUGAUGCCUUUUCAUGAAAAAUCCAAAGGCAUUCUACUUACUUGAGUGUAGCAAGAGAAUUCUCACAUGAUUAGUGUUGUGUAAAAGAUUAUCACAAGAGCAAUGAAAAUUCAAAUAACUACAAAAUAGAUCUUUCUUCAGUUUAUGCCUCAAUCAUGAAUUCUUACUGUUUUCCACUUGCAGGGCCUUUGUGUUUUCCUUUACAAUUUUGAUAACUAGAAAAAAAUUAAAUACUUCACAGAAUUUCUUCUUAUUUUCCUUUGAGGGUCCUUAGCAAAACUGAUGGAGCUGCCUAAUUAGGAGUAUCAGUCAUGCACAAGAUUUUAGCAGGUGCACACUACAAAAGAUAAAUAGAGGAGAUGGCAGAACUCCUGGAAACAUUUCACGACCUGUUUAAAAAAAAGCAAUUUUGAAAAGGAGAAUGAGUUUUAAUCCUUUUUCUUGCACUUGUUCAUGUUUAUGAUUAUCUGGUUUAUAUUUUCUUAAAGCUACUUGCAAGGGUUUUAUUUGAUUUUUCAGAUGUUAAGAGGAGCCUAUCCUAGAGGCAUCAGCAAAUACGGAUCUCCAGUUACACCCUUAAUCAUGUUACCAUUCAGAGAAGAGUGGGAAUUUUACACAGGUCAGGAGUGUUGGAAGGAAGUACUGUUAGGCUAGCAAUUAGUAUAAUGCUAUUUUUCUUGUGUUUAUCAAUGUGAGUAGAAAGCCUCUGCUUGCAAGACACUGAGCCUUUGUGGGAUUCUUGAGUGAAGUGAUUAUUGGCAUAAGAAUCCUCAAGCAUGAGAAAGAGUUGGUGAUAAUUAACCAUCUUGGUAAUCUGUUAGCCAUAGGAAAUACUAUUCUUAUAUUAUUUGAAAAUAUGUUUAAAAAUAAUAAAAUGUUUUAAUGUUAGAAAAUCAUUUGGGGAGGGAAAGUAACAUUUAGGAAAAUACUUUUUAUUGUUAACAACUUCUGUAGAUAUGAUGCUUUCAAAUAUUUCUGCAGGCUGUAAAUUUCAGCUUUUAUGAAUAUAAAAUGUUACUAAAAGUUAUCUGAUCACCUAAUGCAGAAGCAAAGAAAAAAAGUAAAAUAUGUAGCAGUCAUCCAUAGCUAAGGAAUUCUUUCUGCUCUUCUCUUUCUUUUUAGCAGCUGAAUACAAUGCCUUCGUUAUCUGAAAUAAAGCUUAGGAGAAGCCAGGACUAAAAGUAAAAGUAGAAUCAGUGGUAUACGUGCUGGAUGUCUUCAUCCAGCUUGCUGAGCAUGUGCAGAGCUUCAGAAAGAUUGGUGUUUUGACUGUCUAUCAAGUUUAGCAAUUUCUUGCAAUAUGGCUGUAUUUCUAAGUGCCUUAUAUGUUUAUUUAAAAUAAAAAGCCAUCUGAGUUUCCAAGCUUCCCCUUUUCCCUCAUCGAAGCUAGUAUUUCUAAUUACCAAAACUAUUUACAUUAAGGAAUAAUUUAUUCUUGGAGAGCGAGCGUGAAAUCUUUCAGCCUUCUAAAUGCAUUUUGAAAUUUUUAAGUUCCUGGAAAAAGAUUGGAAACUGCCUCUGCAGCCAUGACUCCAGCAUCUCUAGCAGUGCACAUGGAUUGGUUCUGCAGGAGGAACGCAGCCGUUGAGGAAAGCAGCGCACAAGGGCUCUGUCAGCUGCUCCAUCACCAUCAUACCACAGCUGGAUCAUCGAGCAGAGUUGCCCAUUCACCUUCUCUGACAUCCUGUCUCCUUUAAGAGUAACCGGUAUCCGAUGGUCAGGGUGAAACUUGAGAAAGCCCUAGUGUGUAAGCUGCCCUAUCCCAAGUCACGUCUCUACCGUAUGUAUUUAGAGAUCACCUUGGUAUGUAAAACCCUGUCAGCAUUUUUGUUAAUUGGAAUAAGUGAGUAUUGUUGACCAUAUAUUGAAUAAUUUCUUCUAAUGAAAGGUUUUGCAAUCUAACUACGCAAUCUGUGGAGAAAAAUUUUUUUUCUUCUUUCUGAGAGAUGCUGAGUGCUCUGUAGCUUCUUGAGGUGGAGAGAACAGGAGGUAGUAAACUGCUCUAUACCCUUCUUUCUUCAGUACACUGUUAUGUUCUCUCCUUAAUUUACUUUCUAAGGCUUUUCUAAGUUUCUCUGUGUGUUUAAAUUUCUGAUGGUGUUCAUCUGUUCUUCCCAUACCACUUGAUAAGACUAUACUUGAGAUAAGGUGCAUAGUACUAUGCAAGGUAUCACAAACGGUAUUGCAUGAACUGAUUUACGUAAAGGUAAAUCACCAAUCUUUUCCCUUUUCUACUCUUUUUCAUCCUAACUUCUUGUUACCACAAACUUUGUUAACCAGUAAUAUCUGGGUCUUUAAAUAAGUGUGUAUGUGUUUGUGUUAUGGCUUCCUAAAGAAGUUUAAAAAACCCAAAACAAACCAGAAACCUGUGAACUGUUGGCCCUCCUCAGUGGCAGUUUCCUAAAUUCAGCGGAAUUUUUCAGCUCCUUACUUCAAAGUUUAGCACUUGCCUUAAAAAGACAACUGGAAGUAACCAAAAUCACAUAGAAACUAUGCAUGUUGUGGAAAAGGUCUAGGCAAGACUGCAUGACUUCCUGAAGCAAGAGUUAGGACUUCUAGGAAUGUCCUUCUGCUUUAACUUGUGAAUUUUAUGUGACUCAAAUGUAAAAUGACUUAGAAACAAGCCUUUUCUCCAAUACAUUGCUAUGGUCCUGGCAGUUUUUCUUCCUUAGCCUAAAACAAUAACAGGGCAGACAACAUGAUAUCACCUCAAAGGAAAGGAGGACUAUUAUUCAUCCGAAGAAUAUUACCACAAAACCCUUGCACAAACAUACUCUGUAAAACAGGCAGAUGGAGUACAAUGUUCUGGGGAGGGAUGAGGGUUGGAGUGGAUGCUCAGAUCCCUGAAUAUCUAUAUAAAACAGGAUGUCAGAAUUUUUAGAAUGAAUAUGGUUGUGACUCAUAUUGUUUGUGCUCAGCUCUAGUGGUCAUUUGCAAUGUGUAAUGUAAAAUGACUUAAACUAAGAAAAAGAACUUGUGUAUCAAGAUGUGCAUGACUUUCUGUAGUGUGGUGAAUGUUUAUGCUUGUUCUAGGAGUCAUUUGUUAGUGUUAUUUGCAGGUUUUGAACUGUAUUUAUUUCAGUUCCCCUCUUUCACUUUGAUUGGACUCUUCUGAUUACACUUCUUGAUUAUA